Drosophila suzukii is the source of this 717-nucleotide messenger RNA. RefSeq names its product Odorant-binding protein 46a (gene Obp46a). Lineage: Eukaryota; Metazoa; Arthropoda; Insecta; Diptera; Drosophilidae. The record is from RefSeq and is a predicted model, not a curated record.
AUGCGUUUCCAGGAACUGGAGCGGAACAAUGACGACGACGAUGGUCAUGAUGACGCUGCGCCCGGGCAGACGGCUCAGCCAAUUUCGGGUGGAGUAAUUAAAAACAUUAAAUUAACCCUGGCAUUGCAGAAAAUGUAUGGAUUUCUGCUGCUGCUCCUGACCGUUUGGGUCACGGGCAGAAUUAUUACACCGGAGUGGGACGAGGACUGUGAACUGAAUGCUGCCGAUACAAUGCAUGACUUCUGCUGCGACCUGCACCACGAAAGUCCGCAAUUCAGCGACUGCCAGAUGGAAUGGCACGAAAAUAUCUUCUACGAGACGGAUGAAGAGGAACAGACGUAAAUGUUUUGCACCGCAGAGUGCAGUUUUAACAAAACAGAGUUCCUAGGCGGGGAUCGACGUUCGCUGAAUCUUGUCGAGGUAAAGAAACACUUGGAAAGCGAUCUGGUCAACGAUGCAGAUGUAAAGCUUCUUCAUGACACCUACGUCAAGUGCGACAAGCAUGCGCUCUCCCUUUUGCCGCACCAGGCAGUUAAGCAGUUAGCCAGACGCCUCUCCCGCCACGGCUGUCAUCCGUAUCCCGGUUUGGUGCUCGAGUGCGUGGCCGUCGAGAUGUUCCUCCACUGCCCAACAAAGCGUUUCCGUCAAACAGACCAGAGCAAAGAGACCCGCAACCAUCUGAAGCAAUGUAUGCAGUACCUAAAGUACAAAUCCUAG